AUGACCUCCACCGUGACGCCGCUGGUCUUUCACGGCCCCAUCAUACACUCUCGUAGCCUCGAAGAGCUGGAGAUACUCGAGAAUGCAACCCUCGUCAUUGAUGCCAGCGGCACCAUCACGGCCUUCAAGAAGAGCGAGGACGAUGACACGCCGAUACCUGCCGUGCCCGAGGGCGCCCGAGUCCACCACCUGGGCCCUGGUGAGUUCCUGAUCCCCGGCUUCAUCGACACGCACAACCACGCACCGCAGUGGCCCAUGCGCGGCAUCGGCCAAGGGCUGCACAUCCUCGACUGGCUCGACCAGGUGACGUUUCCCUUCGAGGCGCGGUUCGCCGAUGCCGCCUACGCGCGCGCCACCUACGAGGAUACCGUCGCCGACUUUCUGCGCCAGGGCAUCACGACGGCCGCCUACUACAGCUCGCGCCACGCCGAAGCGACGCGCAUCCUCGCCGACAUGUGCGCCGAAAAGGGUCAGCGCGCCCUCGUCGGCAAGUGCAACAUGGACCGCAACGCCCCGGACUACCUCGCCGAGCCGAGCGCCGCCGUAUCGCUGCAGGAGACGCGCGACUGCAUCGCCCACAUCCGCGCCCUGCCCGGCUGCGGCGACCCCGAGCACGCCCUCGUCAAGCCCGUGCUGACGCCGCGCUUCGCCAUCUGCUGCACGGCCGAGCUGCUCACGGGCCUCGGCGACAUGAUGCGCGCCGACGCGUCGCUCGCCAUGCAGACGCACUUUAACGAGGCGCAACAGGAGGUCGAUGCCACGCGCGCCCUGUUUCCGGACCUCGCGGCACGCAGCGAGGCGGACCUCUACGAGCACUUCGGGCUGCUGGGCCCGCGCUCGAUCCUCGCGCACUGCACCGUCAUGACCGACUACGACAAGGAGAGGCUGCUGGCGCUCGGGUGCGGCGUCGCCCACUGCCCGAUCGCCAACAUGACGGUCGGCGGCGGGUUCAUGGUGGCGCCCGUGCGGGACCUGCUGCGGCGCGGCGUCAAGGUCGGCCUCGGCACCGACAGCGGCGGCGGCUGGGCGUGGCAGAUGCUCGCCGUCAUGCGCCAGGCCGUCAUUGCGUCCAACGCGCGCGAGGUCACGGACGCCGCCGACGAGGCGCUCACGCUCGACGAGGUCUUCUACCUGGCGACGCUCGGCGGCGCGCGCGUGCUCUGCCUCGAGCACCACGUCGGCAGCUUCGCCGUGGGCAAGCAGUUUGACGCGUCGUGGGUGGCGACGACGAGCGGGCUGCGGUCGGCCAUGACGCCGCGCGAGGACGACGACGGGCUCCGGAGGCUCUUUGAAAAGUUUGUCAUGACGGGCGACGAUCGGAACAUGGCGCACGUCUAUGUCCGAGGACGGAGGGUCGCGGGCGCGCGGCAUGGAGAGGCCUCAUGA
Messenger RNA from Verticillium nonalfalfae, 1386 nucleotides. RefSeq lists its product as uncharacterized. NCBI's taxonomy places the organism in Eukaryota, Fungi, Ascomycota, Sordariomycetes, Glomerellales, Plectosphaerellaceae. Gene Ontology annotation, cellular component: cytosol. Bases 1 to 1386 code for a protein of 461 amino acids. Gene Ontology annotation, molecular function: guanine deaminase activity; zinc ion binding. The record is from RefSeq and is a predicted model, not a curated record. The transcript has a single exon. Gene Ontology annotation, biological process: guanine metabolic process.